Molecule: messenger RNA, 7742 nt
Organism: Callithrix jacchus (white-tufted-ear marmoset)
Lineage: Eukaryota; Metazoa; Chordata; Mammalia; Primates; Cebidae
Source: RefSeq, a predicted model, not a curated record
CUAUUUGUAGAAUUAAUUUAUUUAUUUUUUGAGACAGAGCUUCGCCCUUGUUGCCCAGGCUGCAGUGCAAUGGCGCCAUCUCGGCUCACCGCAGCCUCCACCUCCCGGGUUCAAGGGAUACUCCUGUCUCAGCAUCUCGAGUAGCUGGGAUUACAGGCAUGCACUAUCACGCCCAGCUAAUUUUGUAUUUUUGGUAGAAACAGGUUUCUCAGUGUUGGUCAGGCUGAUCUCGAACUCCCAACCUCAGGUGAUAUGCCCGCCUGGGUCUCUCAAAGUGCUGGGAUUAUAGGCAUGAGCUCCCAUGCCCGGCCUAUUUGUAGAAUUUAAUGUGCUUAAGUUUGGCUCACCUAACGGGGUUGAAUUCACGUGGACAGAUGGAUUGCAGUGUGAUGUGACUUUCCUUCAUAAAGACGGAAGUGUCUGCCCAAAGAAGUGAGCGUGUUGAGGUUUAUCUGGGAGGCCUCGCUGGACUUGCCUGUCUGUCUUCUUAGUUGCCUCCUUUUUUUUUCUUUCCUAAAAUGCAGGGUUGGGUGUUUUAUGUUGCUUUUGGCCAGGUUGAAAUAGUCAGAUUAAGUGUUGGUUUGUAGGCACAGACCUGAAAGGACAGGACUUUGAACUGAAUCAUCUGUCACUGACUCGCUGUGUGGCCUUGGAUAAGACCUUGUCUCAGUCCAGGCCCCUUGCCUUCUGGAAAGGGAUUAGGACCCUGUUAAACUUUUUUAGGAAGACACCAGAUGGCCACCACCUUUUCAGCCUAGUAAACAGUGCUGUCUCUCCAAAUCUAUCAACAGCAUAUAAACCGGUGUCUCGCACUUCUAACUUAGUUGCUUUAUUAAGUACUGUGCCAUUGUUGCCAUUGGCUUUAAGUUUUUUGUAAAUAAAGGAAGAUUAUUGAAGUCUGAUCAUUGGCAAAAUGCCUCAAGAAGUUGGAAGAAACUUCUCAGUGGACAGUGUCUUCUGCUGUCGGUCAGGAUGAUGUUGGUGUUAGGAAGGUACUUGGAGUGGCUCACGCCUGUAAUCCCAGCACUUUGGGAGGCCAAGGCGGGUAGAUUACGAGGUCAAGAGAUCAAAACCAUCCUGGUCAACAUGGUGAAACCCCAUCUCUACUAAAAAUACAAAAAAUUAGCUGGGCACGGUGGCGCGUGCCUGUAAUCCCAGCUACUCAGGAGGCUGAGGCGGGAGAAUUGCCUGAACCCAGGAGGCGGAGGUUGCAGUGAGCCGAGAUCGCGCCAUUGCACUCCAGCCUGGGUAACAAGAGCGAAACUCCGUCUCAAAAAAAAAAAAGGAAGGUACUUGGUACUUGGCGUCCAUCUCUGAUCCAGCACGACAGGUCACACGGCUCCUCAGUGUGACAAAUAAAUUAUUCCUUAGUACUCACAAGUAAGUUAUACCUUUUGAAAAUUAUACAGAAUUAGUUGUUGAGUUGAACAUUUUAGUCAGCAUUUAUUAAGCCCCCGCCUCAGCAGUAGUUGACUUUUGUCAAAAGGGAGAGAAGGAAAUUCUAGUUUUCCCCACGUCCAAGGCUCCAACCGAAACAUACGAAAUCAAGAUUUCCAGAAGAAAGUCCUGGCAAUUUGGAUAUUUAAGAAGUGCUCUAGGUCAUCAAGCAAAUCGGACUCAAUGGCCCAGGUGUCGCAUCUCUUAAGUGGAGUUUGUGGACUCACAGUUGCCAUCUCACUUGGGAGCUCAUCAAGACAGGCAGAGUCUCUGGUCCCAUCCAAGGCUAUUGAAUCAGAAGCUGCAUUUUAUUUAGCAAGGCCCCCAGGCAACUGCCAUCACAUUUACGGUUGAAGGGCUAGUGGAGUGUGGUGAUAGGAACAUGUUUGGUGCUCUGUACAGGGCCUUGUAAGAAUACAUGAUGCUGUGCACAGUGGCGCAUCCCACCGGUCCCAUGUGGCUUUUUGUGACAGCCUUUGUUUGAUAAUGUUUUUAUUAUUCACUUUGUACAGAUGAGGACUCCCACCUGUAGAGGCCGAGGGGCCACGCUGCAGUUAGAGCAGGCACUCACUAAGGCAUGUGUCAUCCCAGGUGCAGCUCCCAUCCUUGGCUGCCUGGGCGCCCCUUUCCAGUCCUAAUGUCUUGUGACAUCCCCUGAGGCACCCAGCACAGGCUGCUGUCUGAAUUUAGAACUGAGCCUGUUCAAUUGAUGGCUUAAUGUCGGCUUCUUAAAAUACAAGUCUGCUGUGGUUUGGUACAUCUGUGCUUGGUUUACUAAUUUGGUGUUCAUUUUUUCAGUCUUCAGAAAGGUUGGUUGAAGUGCUGCUGGUGGCUGUUGCAUUGAUACACAGGGAAGCUUUCUGAUCUGUGAGCUUUCUUUUUUUUUUUUUGAGACGGAGUUUCACUCUUGUUACCCAGGCUGGAGUGCAAUGGCGCGAUCUCGGCUCACCGCAACCUCCGCCUCCUGGGUUCAGGCAAUUCUCCUGCCUCAGCCUCCUGAGUAGCUGGGACUACAGGCACGCGCCACCGUGCCCAGCUAAUUUUUUGUAUUUUUAGUAGAGACGGGGUUUCACCAUGUUGACCAGGAUGGUCUUGAUGUCUUGACCUCGUGAUCCACCCACCUCGGCCUCCCAAAGUGCCGGGAUUACAGGUGUGAGCCACCGCGCCCGGCCGAUCUGUGAGCUUUCUAGAGGGCAAUUGCUAGGCUGCACUGAAACCCUGAGCCCCUUUCUUUUGGAGCAAUGUAGAGCCCAGUUCAUGGCUCCCAGAAGUUUAGGUUCAGUCAUUUGGCUGCAGGCCUAGAGAACAGGAAGCUGCAGACUUGGACUAAUGGUGAACUCUUGUCUCCUCCCAGGGAUAUGUGGUGCCUGCCGUAAGCUUCAGAGAGCUGCCUUCCACGGAAACCAGCAGAAGAGUGGGCAAACAUGAAGUCCAAUCCCGCUGUCCAGGCUGCCAUUGACCUCACAGCGGGGGCUGCAGACGUACUUUCACCCUUGUUGCCCAGGCUGGAGUGCAAUGGCAUGAUCUCGGCUCACUGCAACCUCCGGCUCCUGGGUUCAAGUGAUUCUCCUGCCUCAGCCUCCUGAGUAGCUGGGAUUACAGGCAUGCACCAUCACACCAGGCUAAUUCUGUAUUUUUAGUACAGGCAGGGUUUCUCCAUGUUGGUCAAGCGGUCUUGAACUCCUGACCUCAGGUGAUCCGCCUGCCUCAGCCUCCCAGAGUGCUGGGAUUACAGGCGUGAGCCACCGCGCCUGGCCUUAAUAUUCUUAUAAAAGUACAUAAAUAAAGGAUUUAAACCUAGAAUAAAUAAAGUUCAGUUCAUUCUCUAUCUAAAUACAUGUUAUUAAUUGGUAGAAUUCAAAUGAAAGAGAUUUUUCUGUAGAGUGAACUGUUUCGCUCUUUGGGGAUUAAUUGGCCAGACUCCUCGUUUCCUUUCCGUGGUGCCAGGUCUGAUCAGUCCCACUGGGCAUUAGGCAAAGUGAGUGAUGAAGACUUCCCAGCUUUCCCCUCCCUUUCUGUGGCUUCCGUCUCUUGCGCACACAGUGACUGUUGGUUAUUAACACCUACGUAGCUGGCGCUGUGCUGAGCCCGUCUUCUCCAUUUUUAUGUAAUCCUCGUGCUAACCCUGUGAGGUGGCAUGGAUGAGGAACUGAGGCUCAGAAGGUACACGGCUUGUCAGGAUCUCACAGCAAAGCCAUAGUCCCUCUGACCCUUCUGCCCAGGCUCCUGCAUGCUCACUGCGCUGUUCAUCCCGGGCCUGCCUCUCUCCCCUGCCUGGCAGGAGCUCCUUCAGGGUGGGAUUUAGGUGCCAGGCACAUUAAGGACCUGCUACAAAUUGUUUACUGGACAUGGCUGGAAGGUUUUGGAGGAAAAGAGGUUGAAAAGAACUGAAGCAGAGGUGAGUUUUGGGGUAGGCUGCCUGUGCCUUCUCUCCGUGGCUAGUGGAACCGGAGCCUCACACUAGAGCAGUCUUCUGCCCUGAUUCCAGGGGGCACAGCCUGUGUACUGACCGGGCAGCCCUUCGACACAAUGAAAGUCAAGAUGCAGACGUUCCCUGAGCUGUACCGAGGCCUCACCGACUGCUGCCUGAAGACUUACUCCCAGGUCGGCUUCCGUGGCUUCUACAAGGGGACCAGCCCAGCACUGAUCGCCAACAUCGCGGAGAACUCCGUCCUCUUCAUGUGCUAUGGCUUCUGCCAGCAGGUGGUACGGAAAGUAGCUGGAUUGGACAAGCAGGCAAAGCUGAGUGAUCUGCAGAAUGCAGCUGCUGGUUCCUUCGCCUCUGCCUUUGCUGCGCUGGUGCUCUGCCCCACAGAGCUCGUGAAGUGCCGGCUGCAGACCAUGUACGAGAUGGAGACAUCAGGAAAGAUAGCCAAAAGCCAGAAUACCGUGUGGUCUGUCAUCAAGAGUGUCCUUAGGAAGGAUGGCCCCCUGGGCUUCUACCAUGGGCUCUCAAGCACUUUACUUCGAGAAGUACCGGGCUAUUUCUUCUUCUUCGGUGGCUAUGAACUGAGCCGGUCAUUUUUUGCAUCAGGGAGAUCAAAAGAUGAACUAGGUAAACGUGUCUGCACAACUGCAGUGGGGUAUGAUGGUGUCUGCUCCCUGAAGGUCUGGUUUCUGUGGACUCUGCGCGUUGCGCUCUCCUCCCUGCAUUGGUGGCUCCAUCUGGCACAGGGAAGCUUCUGGAUGCCAGAAGGCCCUGUGCCUUUGGUGUUAAGUGGUGGAGUUGGUGGGAUUUGCCUCUGGCUUGCGGUUUACCCAGUGGAUUGUAUCAAAUCCAGAAUUCAGGUUCUUUCCAUGUCUGGAAAACAGGCAGGAUUUAUCAGAACCUUUAUAAGUGUGGUGAAGAACGAAGGAAUAAUGGCCUUAUAUUCCGGACUAAAACCUACUAUGAUUCGAGCAUUCCCUGCUAAUGGAGCACUCUUUUUGGCCUACGAAUACAGCCGGAAGUUGAUGAUGAGCCAGUUGGAAGCAUACUGAAGGGGCCUGAGCCAAGCACGGGUGUCCGAGGACUACAGUUCAUCUCAGGGUUUCUUGGAGUACAAGACCAGCAUGAAGUUAUUCUGAUUUCUUGAGAAUUUUGCCUUUUGUCUUCCCUUCUACCCUGCAUCUUAAACUGUAUGGGAGAACCUCUAUUUUGCAUCUACCGUUUCUGCCCAAAAUUGUACUGAAAUAGAAAAGUCACUGCUCUUGCCCUUGGUAAAAUAGGGAGUGGUCAGUGACCUUGUGCACCUCAUUCAGAAGGCCGCGUACAGUUCUGCCAGGGCUGUGCGUAAACCUCUACCUGUACAUGCAGUUUGGACAGUUACGUGUUGAGGGAAAUACAGUUUGGUUCCAUGUUUAUUAUUUCAAAUAUUAUCAGAAAUACCCAGAGGUGGUACUUCUUAUGAAGAUGCUUACAAAUGGUUGUUUAACCCAUUCUAGAUGUAGGGUCUACUUAAUGUGUGUACUAUUCUUAAGUGGUUGUACUUAAUGUGUGUACUAUUCUUAAGUGGUUGAUAGAUAUUUUUUUUUUUUGGAUAUGGAAUCUUGCUCAGUUGCCCAGGCUAUAGUGCAAUGGCAUGAUCUCAGUUCACUGCAACCUUCGUCUCCUGGGUUCAAGUAAUUCUCUCACCUCAGCCUCCCGAGUAGCUAGGAUUACAGGUAUGUGCCACCAUGCCCAGCUAAAAAAUUUUUUUUUUUUUUUUUGAAACAGAGUCUCAUACCGUCACUGGGGCCGGAGUGCAGUGGUGCGAUCUCAGCUCACUGCAACCUCCCCCUCCUAGGUUCAAGUGAUUCUCCUGCCUCAACCUCCCAAGUAGCUGGGAUUAUAGGUGCCCACCACCAGAUCAGCUAAUUUUUUGUAUUUUUAGUAGAGACAGGGUUUCAUUAUGUUGGCCAGGCUGGUCUUGAACUCCUGACCUAGUGAUCUGCCCGCCUUGGCCUCCCAAAGUGCUUGGAUUACAGGCAUAAGCCAAUGCACCCAGCCUUUUUUUUUUAUUUUUUGUAGAGAUGGGGUUUCACCAUGUUAGCCAGGCUGGUCUUGAACUCCUAACCUCAAGUGAUCCACCUGCCUCGGCCUCUCAAAGUGUUGCGAUUACCAGUGUGAGCCACUGUGCCUGGCCAGUGGUUGAAUUUUUUUAAAAGUUCAUGGGGUACUUGAAAACUAAAAUAUCUAUCUAGAUUUGUAAGACAGUCUACCUGCAUACCAGUGUGGCUUCCACACUUGAGUAAAAGUUUCAGAGUAGUCAUCCUAGAUUUCCCCAAGAUGCUCUGCUCUUAAAAUAGUGCCAUUCAUUUUCUAGGUGGGAUCGUAUUCUACACCGACUAUAUUGCUAGGCGUGGCCUGGAGGGUCAGGCCUUUGGUAAACAGCACAGCCUUACCAGCUUCCCUUCUCUCCCAAAGAACUUCCCCUCUUGGGCUUUAGAUUGAGGAAGGGCUUUGGAUUGAAGAGCGGUAGGCAGUACCACUGUGCUUUGAUGAAAGACCCGUGUGGCUAGCAGCAGCUCUUACCUUUUGUCUCUGGGUCCUGGCCUGGGUAGGAUUCCUGGGUGUUCUGUUGGCUCAUCUGGGGCCAUCACUCCACUUUGGACCACUCACUGUCUGCUCUGCCUCCACCAAUCAGAAUGCCUUCCAAGGAACAGUGAGAGCCAAAGCCAAGAGAAGCCUUGUUUGGUGAUUGAGUGACAGUGGUUGAAAUCCUCUCUGACAGAACUAGAAAGAACUCAGUGCUUGUACUCCAUAGUGAGUAAUGGCAGAGCUGACUCAUCCUGAAGCCCAUCUUGCCAUGCUUUUACGGUGUUGGAAGCUUCUGCAUUUGGUACUGGCAGUCAGUUUUAAAGAUGACUGUAUAUGGGAUGUGAUUUUAUAAAGCAGUGGAACAUAAGAAAAGCCACAUGUAUGUAUUCACUGACCAAACAUUCGCUGGCCAACCAACCAAAGCCCGUACUUCAUCUGAUCCUCCAUAGACUUGGGGAUGGGCAGCUCUUCUUUGGACAUAUGGUAUAAGGGGGUCAUUCUUGUCACUACUAAAGUUAGUUUCACCCUUUUAUGCUGCUCUAAGACCAAUAGGGUCUCUCCCAAUAAAAAAUAUUGCUUAGCCUGUGAACUGAGUGCUACCAGGCUAACAAUUUUCAUAAUAGUCCAUACCAUGUGUUCCUGUCAGCAGAAUGUACAUGUGCAAAACCUCCAGGUUCCUUAAGGUUUGUGCUGUCCAUGAAUCUUCUAUGGCAACUGCAGUCACAAAGCCAGAAGCCAGAGGGUCAGAGAUAUGAGAGGCCGACAAAUACUGGGGGUCACCUGGGGAGGAGACCUCUGUCCUGUCAUGUUUCUUGUGCUGCAGAGCUAUUACGGCUGGUCCUCUAUUUGCUUUUUCUUUAAGAGAAAAGUUUUCUACUUUGCUUUUCCCCCAUACUUAAAUGGUCAGUAGCUACUGAGUGGUGCUUUUAUCUGACCAGGCCUGGAUUGAAGCAAAAUAGAAAUGGGACUGGCUUUCCACAGGAGUUAAACUGCUUCAGAGCCCGCAGUCCCAUGCUCAGUGCCUGGAAACUAGGCUGCUGUCAGGAAUCUUCCCACAGGCCAUUAGAGAUUUCACUAGAUAUCUUCCAUUAGAGAUUUCACUAGAUAUCUCCAAUAGAAAUAGUCUGAGGCAAGUGGGAGUGGUCAGUGGAAGCCUGGGUUGGGAGAAUUUUUAUUUUUUCAUUGUUUGCUUAAUUCAGGGUACAGUUUGUGCCAUUUCGUAUCUGUACUCCAGGCAAAAAUAUAACUUGAAAAUACUGUGUCUAAAGAAAUGUCAUGUUCUAUCAUCAUUAAAUUAUUUACUUAA